Trichomonas vaginalis G3 is the source of this 1749-nucleotide messenger RNA. RefSeq lists its product as uncharacterized. The transcript has a single exon. Lineage: Eukaryota; Parabasalia; Trichomonadida; Trichomonadidae. Bases 1 to 1749 code for a protein of 582 amino acids. The record is from RefSeq and is a predicted model, not a curated record.
AUGUCUGUUAUGAUUUUUUUUUCUGAUGAUCAACCGCAAACUUACAAUCUUGUAAACUUCAGAAAGAUGAACAAGACCCUGGUAUCUCUUAGGAUAGCGGGGAUGCAGCAACCUCUGCUUGUUAACCCCUUACGUUCACUUCUUUCUUAUACAUCAAUCAAAAACUUCCAAAUUUCCAAAUCUUUUUCAACAUUUUUACAAGAAAAAUCAUUAGGAGGUGAAUUAAGCAUCACUAGGUCAAAAUUCAACAAAUUCCUUGAUAAUGUCGUCAAAGUAGAUUCUAAUUAUGACUUCAUUGGUGUUGCUCAAGCAGAACAUCAAACAGUAUACGGACAUAACCUUAAUAUCAUUAUCUUGGAGAGCUCUUUCACGCACUGCUCUACAACGCAGGGCAAUGGUGGAGCUCUUUUCCUCGACCGAAAGACUCUAGCCAUUCGUUUUGACAGAUGUUCUUUCCAAAAGUGCACUACAAAGAAAUCCGGAGGUGCUUUCUACGGUAUUAUUGAAAAUCUCACCUGCACGCGUACAUGCUUUGAUUCCUGUCAAGCAACGGAAGCUGGCCACGCUUAUUUCCUAUGUUUCCACAAAUUUAACGAUACAGGAAACUUCUCACAGUGCUCCUUCUCUCAAUGCGCCACCAAUACGAAGCUGAUCGGCAAGUCUGCCUGCUUCUUGCUCUCAGGAACCUUCAGAAAUACCCUUAUUAACGCUACAAAGAACCACGCGCUUACCCUCUCAUCAACAUUUGGUUCUAUCAGCUCCACCAAUGUUUCCAUCUCAUUUUCGCUCAUUGCAAACUCAUCAUCAAAUCAUAUUCUCAGAUUUGUUGAGUUAAAUGAGUCCCUUGUCCUUGGUUUCUGUAACUUCAUCGGUAAUAAGGCUUCCGUUUCACUAAUGCAGUCAACUUCCCGCAAUAAUAUUAUUAAUUGCGUUUUUAUCGAUAACCAAGUCACUUCUAUAUGCACAGGCCUCAUUACAUACUUGCAGAUGACCGACUGCGUACUCGAUGUCAAGUAUUCCUUCUUCGGGCUCGCUUAUAUCAGAACUCCUGGAAUUAAAUUCGACGAAAACGUCCAACCACUACCUCUCCGCAUGGAAUUUGCCUCUGGAUGCCGUAUCCUAGGUGAACAUGACGGAAUCGAGAACGAGGACCAUGUUAAACGCAUUAUUGAACAAAUUCCAGAGAAUAACCGCAAAUUCAUCGACUUAUACAUAGACAGAAUGGCCUUUACAGUACCACAUCCAACACCGCGUGACAAGCAGCCCGUUCCAGAAGAAGAUAUCCUUACGAAAUCUGUUUCCACGCAGAAAGUGACCAUAGAACCACAAGACGAGCCACAACCGAAGUCACGAGACAGGUCCAGUGGCCGAUCACAGUUUAUCAUCACUCCUUACGUCGGACCGAAGAGAUUGACCAGUUCCGGUAUGAAACAACCGAAACUCUUUGCUCCUACAGCAUCAUUCUCUCCUUCAGACACGUUCUACAUCUCCAGAACGUUCCUUCCUUCGCUACAGUUCACUGCAUCUGUAUCUCCAGCACAAUCUUUAGUUCCUUACGUACUUUAUUCAGCGGCAGGCUUCGUAGUGUUCGGUGUGUUGACUUCCUUCUUGUUCUUGAGGUCUUCAGACACUGGAUACAACUUGAUGACUCCAUCUGAGUCUGCUGACUCAAGAAUCUCUGACUACGCUUCAUCUACAAGCACCACUGUCACUAUUACUGGUGAAAGUUCUGCUUCUGUCGUUGUUUAA